Molecule: messenger RNA, 1314 nt
Organism: Ruditapes philippinarum (Manila clam)
Lineage: Eukaryota; Metazoa; Mollusca; Bivalvia; Venerida; Veneridae
Product: complement C1q tumor necrosis factor-related protein 5-like
Exons: 3
Coding region: 27-566 (179 amino acids)
Molecular function (GO): protein binding
Source: RefSeq, a predicted model, not a curated record
AUUUUAGAGGAAACAUAACGGACGAAAUGUUAAAGAGAAGUGACGAGAUAGAAAGGAGAGAAGGAUCCUUCAAGAAAUUAUUUGAGCAGACAAGAACAAACCUCACGAGUGACAUGGAAGCUAAAAGAGAAGAACUUACUCAACUUCAAGGAAAACUUGAACGACCUUCGAUCGCUUUCCAUGCACAUCACGUGGCAGAUUUGGUUCUUGAUACUACAGAUGAGAUUAUUAUAUUUUCGAAAAGUCUGAUAAACGAGGGAACAGGCUACGACACUUCUACUGGACUUUUCACAGCACCAGUUGGAGGACUGUACCAGUUUUCUGUGCAUACAUGUGUUUAUAUAGGAGAGUAUGCUUUUAUUGGUCUAGUGUUAGAAGGUAAAGUUAUUGCAGCUGAUAUGAACUAUGGAAAUGCUCAAUACCCAUGUAGUGCGUUUGCAGCAAUAGCGAGGGUUAAAUCAGGAGAAAAAGUUUGGGUCAAAUCAACAUCGUCAGGUUCCAACCGCCAGCUUUUCCAAAACUCAGAAAGGAUGAUCACUUUUAGUGGCAUGCUUGUCAAUAACUGAAUAAAUAACAAUGAACAUUGAUAUCAGUAAAAACCAUAUUUAUAUAUUUGUACAAACAUAUUUUCGUGUAAAUUGUUUCAAUCUAUUAAGACUAAAUAUAACAAAAAAGUUUUUUUUUGUGAAAUAAGUAGAAACCCUCUGUUGUAUCUAUAAUAUAUCUAGAUGUUAUGAAGACUAUUAAUCAUGUUGUGUUCACUGUGUUUGUUCUUGAAAGCCGAAGUGUCUAGCCUUAAUAUUUAACAAGAUUUCCUUCUUCUGAAAAAUGUUUAGGUGAAUCAAUUAAUACUGCUGUCAUCAAAUCUAAAAUUAUUUUUAUUAAAUACGAUAUACAACAACGACGUCAGGAUUUCAAGGAAAUAAUUUAUGAUGUACUUUCAGUUUUAACUAGGCUUACUUUACAUAUUUGGCUUUUUGAUUAUGACUAAAUAUAUCAAAAUUUGUAUAUAUUUACAUACAAUGAUUAUCGUAUGACGAUAUUUUUAUUACAAAUCUUAGAAAAGAUAUUGUAUUUUGCCAUGUUUAUCAGAAUACACAUAUAACAAUACACAUAGUAAGUAAGUAAUUUAUUUAUUAUAGUGACAUGUGUAAACAUAUUUUACAAAUUCAAAUAAUACAACAUAUUAAAUACACCCGGCCCAAUAGGCCUAUAAGACACCUUCAAUAAACAUGAAAUAUUUACAUAAAGUCAUAAAUAAAUAUAUUAACAAAUUCAUUUGUAAAAAAUCGUAGCUAUAACUAUAAAUUUAUC